GAUCAGCUGAUCAACAUCAAAAGCUGACCACGGCAUUUUUUCGGCGGUUUUUGUGAUUUUUGAUAUUUUCAUUACAAAUUUUUUUACUUUCAACAAACAAAAAAAGAUGUCAAAUAUUGGCACAUUAUGUACGUGUAGAUAUUUUCUAAAAAUUGCCUAUAUUGGAACCAGAUACAAAGGUGUACAACGACAAACACGACGAUGUAAUAUUAUCAAUGAUGAUGAUAAUGGCGAUGGCGGUGGAUUUGCCAAUCGAAACAAACCCAAAAACAUUAACAACGAUGAAGAUGGUACCAUUCAAGCGGCUAUCGAAAAUUCAAUGAAUCGUGCAUUAUGUCCAGUAUAUGGUGUCCGGCUGGCAUUAAGUUCACGUACUGAUUCGGGUGUUCAUGCUAUAAUGAAUACAGCAAAUGUUGAUCUAACACAUCCAUUACCGGAUACUAUUUAUCGUCCAACAUUUAUAUUAUCGGCCACAAAUCGUUUACUUUCAUAUUCUGGUCACGAUAUAACAAUUUCAGAUGUACGUUUAGUUUCAUCAACAUUUCAUAGCCGUAUUAAUGCAAAAUAUCGUUCAUAUAAAUAUCGUUUUGCUACGUUUUUUCCGAACAACAACAACAACAAUCUUAAUAAUAAUAAUAACCGAAUUAAUGGCCAGAUUCAACAACAACAAAUUCAAUAUGAUCAAUAUCGUUCAUUAUUACCGAUAACUUGGAUAAAUCGUUGCCAUAUUGUUUCCGGACCAUUAAAUAUUUCGGCAAUGAAUGAUUGUUGUUCAUUGUUUCAUGGUCGUCAUAAUUUUUGUAAUUUUACAACACUUUCAUCCGAAAAUCGUUAUCGUGAUCCAAGAAAAACUAUUGAAAAAUUUCAACUUUAUAAACUUCCUAUCGAUACUAUCGAUAGUAGUGGUAUUAUCGAUAGUAAUAAUGAAAUUUAUAAAAUUGAAUUUUAUGAAUUUUUUAUACAAGCUAAUUCAUUUCUUUAUAAUCAAAUUCGUCGUAUGAUUGCAGCAAUUAUUGAUGUUGGUUGUGGUCAUAUUAGUAUUGAUGAAUUACGAUCAAUGUUACCGGAAAAUGUUGAUGAUGAUGAAGAGGAAAUUACAAUGAUGUCACGACGUCAUCCAAUAUCCAAUGAUAUUUAUAAACGAUUAUCAACUAUGGUACCGGCUUGUGGUCUUUAUCUAGUCGAUGUUGGUUAUGAUGAACAAGAUUUUAAACUUGAUGAAAAUUUCAAUGAUUAUUCACCAAAAACUGUUUAUUAUAAUGAAAAAUCA
Molecule: messenger RNA, 1270 nt
Organism: Dermatophagoides pteronyssinus (European house dust mite)
Lineage: Eukaryota; Metazoa; Arthropoda; Arachnida; Sarcoptiformes; Pyroglyphidae
Product: tRNA pseudouridine synthase-like 1
Biological process (GO): tRNA pseudouridine synthesis
Molecular function (GO): RNA binding; pseudouridine synthase activity
Source: RefSeq, a predicted model, not a curated record